UGAGGUUAUUUUGUACUUCAGCGAAUCACCUAUUUUCAAUGACUUGUAGAAGAGACAGAUCAGCAAUCCCCUGCUGUAUUUUUAUAAUCGUCAUUCCGCCACACAGCAGCUUCACAAAUAAACAACAGAAUGGAAACCAAUGAUGUUAUAACACUUCACCAGUGUGUUGUAUGUGAAGAGAUUUUUAAACAAUUUGAUGAUUUAGUAAAACACAAUAAGAUACAUGUUAAAGAUGAGAAAACUGAUGAUGUUGAUGAAUAUUGUCAUGUUAAAGAAGAGAAAACUGAUGAUGUAGAUGAAUAUUGUCAUGUUAAAGAAGAGAAAACUGAUGAUGUAGAUGGAUAUUGUCAUGUUAAAGAAGAGAAAACUGAUGAUAUUGAAACUGUUUAUCAGUGUAAUUUGUGUGAUGAAGAAUUUAAAUUCGAAAUGGAUUUAGAAAAACACUGUGAAAUACAUUUUAGUCAGCAAGAGAAAAUUGGAGAAAGCAAUUAUAAGGCUGAUGUUGGUGAAAAAUCUUUGCAGAGACACUCAAAAACUUAUACUAAUAAAAAACCUUAUAAAUGUGAUGUUUGUAAGAAAUCAUUUUCUCAAACUGGUCAUUUACAGCACCACAUCAGAAUACAUACAGGUGAAAAACCUUAUAAAUGUGGUGUUUGUAGUAAAUCAUUUUCUCAAACUGGUCAUUUACAGGACCACAUCAGAAUACAUACUGGUGAAAAACCUUAUAAAUGCAAUGUUUGUAAUUUGUCAUUUAGUAAGAGUGGAAUUCUAAAGUCUCACAUCAGAAUUCAUACAGGUGUAAAACUUUAUAAAUGUGAUGUUUGUAGUAAAUCAUUUUCUGAUAGUAGUCAUCUACACAACCAUAUUAGACUUCAUACCGGAGAAAGACCUUUUACAUGUGAUGUUUGUAGUAAAUCAUUUAGUCAGAGUGGAACUCUUCAAACACACAUGAGAAUUCAUACAGGAGAGACACGUUAUAAAUGUGAUGUUUGUUGUAAAUCAUUUACUCAGCGUGGAACUCUACAGAUACACAUGAGAAUUCAUACUGGUGAAAAACCUUAUAAAUGUGAUGUUUGUGGUAAAUCAUCUAGAGUGAAGGAUCAGCUGCAGAGACACAUAAGAAUUCAUACUGGCGAAAGACCAUAUAAAUGUGAUGUUUGUAGUAAAUCAUUUCCACAGAGUAGUAAUCUACAGUCACACAUGAGAAUUCAUACUGGUGAAAGAAAAUUUAAAUGUGAUGUUUGUAGUAAAUCAUUCACCAGAAAUAGUCAUCUGCAGAGACACCUCAAAAUUCAUAGCAAAGUAAAAAAAGCGUAACAAUAUGGUAUAUCAAGGUUGUGGACUCUAAAGAGGUCACAAUUUUUAUCCGAUUUUGUUGAAACUUGAAAUGUAAGUUUAUAACCCAAAGAUCUUGGAUCCUUUCGAUAUUCGCGCAUAUCGGCCCGUAACUUCCUCAAUUAUGGCCCCUGAUUGUACGAAAAAUCGCGUUUUUAGCUUGUGUACCCUGUAGAAGUCAUAAUUUUUAUCCGAUUUAAAAACCCG
Patella vulgata (common limpet) is the source of this 1542-nucleotide messenger RNA. RefSeq names its product zinc finger protein 501. NCBI's taxonomy places the organism in Eukaryota, Metazoa, Mollusca, Gastropoda, Patellidae. The transcript is spliced from 2 exons. The record is from RefSeq and is a predicted model, not a curated record. Gene Ontology annotation, biological process: regulation of transcription by RNA polymerase II. Gene Ontology annotation, molecular function: RNA polymerase II cis-regulatory region sequence-specific DNA binding; DNA-binding transcription factor activity. Bases 130 to 1317 code for a protein of 395 amino acids.